Lytechinus pictus (painted urchin) is the source of this 4191-nucleotide messenger RNA. RefSeq lists its product as uncharacterized. The transcript has 3 exons. Gene Ontology annotation, cellular component: membrane. Lineage: Eukaryota; Metazoa; Echinodermata; Echinoidea; Temnopleuroida; Toxopneustidae. Bases 460 to 2370 code for a protein of 636 amino acids. The record is from RefSeq and is a predicted model, not a curated record.
ACUGUGCGAUGGAGAAUUAUAUAUAUCCGGUCGCGCGACAUUAUUCGAUAUUAUAUAAAAACACUUCGGAAAUACCACAACCCCGGACCACAUCAGAACCAAAUUAAAUUUUAUAACUUCUCUCGAGCUCGGCUGUCUCGAUACAGAUGAUAUAUCUCGGAACAUAAACCAUUAAUUUUUCAUCGAAUUAUCGAAAACCUAUGAAUCAAUAUUUGGAGCUAAGAUACUUUGCAAGUUUGCAGAAUAAUUUUCUCCUUUUUGCGGAUUUCCUGCACACUUGCUUAGAAAUUUAGGUAUCCCGCGGAAGAAGAGCUGUUACUGUUACUUCGAUCAAGAAAUCUUAACUUUUUUUAUCUACUCUACUCAAGGCACUUUCCUUUUCACCAACUGAGGUGAAAACGUAUAUUUCCUUCACUUGUUUUCUCGACAACUUUUUAGAGAAUUUCAUUCCUGACGAUUAUGAAAAUGGGACCAAAUGCGGUGUUUUCCGUCACAUCUCUCUUAAUCACCCUAGUCAUAUCUAUCAACGCACAUCCUCAUCCUCCUUGCGAAUCGAUCACCGGAGGAGCAGAGAUCGUCGUCGAGUUCAACCCAGAGUCAUUCCUCAUCGUACCCGAGGGCGAUGAAUGCAUCGUCAAUGCCACCAUCUACGGCAUCAUCGGUAACAUCACGGUGUCGACGUCAAGCGGCGACUCGAGUUCGUUCGAGUCAUUCUUCAACGAAACGCAUAUCGCCGAUGCUUUCGAUGGCAAUACGACGGUGACGAUCCCUAUUCAAGGUCGGAAGCUCAGCGUCAGUACUCUCAUUGUGAACAUCACGCAUGUUUACCAAGUCCUUGACGAUCACCUCUCUCCGAUCGAGACUGCCGACGACGAUUCCAGCGGUGAUGGCAGGUAUGGUAGGGAAGCACCCGUUCAGGAGUUUGUAGAAACAAUCUCGUUUACCUACUCGAUCAAGGUCUCCAGACGACGAAACCUUUUGGAGUUAGUCUUUACCUACAGUCUUUUAUUUUGGCUUGUAAUCUCCUACAUCACAAUGGGUUCAAAGAUGGAUAUCGUCGUGAUUUGGAAAAAACUCCGAAGACCAUACGGUGUCCUGACAGGUAUUGCCUGCCAGUUUAUCAUAAUGCCUUUGAUCGCCUUCGCUCUUGCAAACUCUCCAGGGAUCACUCCUGAAGCGGCGGUAGGUCUUCUAGUCAUCGGCUCCUGUCCCGGUGGUUGGAUCAGCAAUAUAUUCUCGCUCCUCAUGGACGUCGAUUUCGUCUUGAGUUUGACGAUGACGUUCUGUUCGAGCUUCAUGGCCUUGGGGAUGAUGCCGCUCAACAUGUUAAUCUAUGGCUCAUCGAUUACAGGGGAUAAUUCAUCAGGUUUACAGACACCUUACAAGGAUAUAGCCACUCAAUUGGGUCUCAUGCUCAUACCCGUGGGACUAGGCAUGUUCAUUUCACACAAGAGCGAAAAGAUUGCUAAGAUUUUCCUGAAGUGCUUGAAGCCAAUGUCCUGUGGAUUGAUAGUCAUUGCCCUCGCCAUCGGUAUCCCCUCUCAAGUCUAUGUCUUUGACGCUCCCUGGAGGAUCUACCUCAUCUGCUUUGCUCUUCCUUUCUGCGGGGGUUUUCUCGGCUUCAUCAUCUCUAAGAUCUUCCGACGAACCACCAAAGAAGCCUUCACAAUCUCGUUUGAGACAGGCGUCCAGAACAGUCUUCUGGCUACCACAGUGGCUAAGCUCUCCUACCCGAUCCCCGAGGCUGACCUGAUCGCCCGUAUCCCAUUCCUAGUGGCCAUGCUGCAGUUGUUCCAAGGUACUGUUAUGAUCCUGACCUACAUUAUAGUCCGACGAGUGCUCAUUCGUCUUGGGAAGAUAGCCAGACCGGAUACUGGUGACUACCAGCAGUGCGAUAUUGAAGCGAAAGACAGCGAUGUCCAGAAUGAAGAUGGAGACGAAAAGGGUGACGACCUCCAUAACGAGGAGAGGGAAGUACUCAAAAGACAGGACGUUGAAGACGACGUUGAAUUGAGAAUGGAGUCUAGUGAAAGGAACGGGUAUGUUAAGAUGAGAAAUGAGGAACUGGAGGAGGAGAAUGACGUCGACCAUCAAUGCGACAUCGCAACAAAGGCUCUGCCAGACAGCGGUGAUGAUGUCGAGGUGGGUGACGAUAAAUUGAUACAAGAUGCUGAAGCUAAAGCUAAAGAAGAGGAAAGACCAAAGGAAAUUGAGAAUCAUUCGAACAAAAAUGUGAAUAACAACAGCGAGGUGCCGAAAAUUGACUCAACUCAGCCAAGUACUAAUGAUGUGUCAAACUGUCUUGAGGAGAAAAAUGACGUCGUAACUGAGAAAUCAGAUGCCCUGGCAGAACGGGAAAGUAGCAUAUGAAGAAUAGUUCGUUUUCUUGCCAUGUCUAACUAUCUAAGUAAUAGACUGCGGAUUAUCUGUUAAUGUAUCAAUACAUGUAUGAUACGUCUUUUUAAGCGAUUCCAUUCUCCUUUUGGUUGAUGUUCGUUAUUCCGAAGGAUCGAUUUUCCGAAUGUUCGUUAUUCCGAAGGUUCCUUAUUCCGAUACACGCAAAUUAUACACCAAGAUGUUCGUUAUUUCGAAAUUAAACAUUUUAAAGGGGUUCGUCAACCAGAACAUUUCUGGCAAUAUUCCGAUGGUUCUUUAUUCCGAAGGUUUGUUAAUCCGAAAAGAAAACAGGGUUUGUUAAUCCGAAGAUUUGAUAUUCCGAAAAUAAAAUAAAGUUAGUAAGUGCAUGCGAAAUGAUUAAUAGAUAUAUCUGUGGGCAUUACUUAGUAAUAAACCUAUUUUGGUUCCGAAUGAAGAAAACUUAGGAACAACGAACCAUAUUUUCAGAAUAACAAACCUUCUGAAUAACGAAACUUGUGAUUAAUGAACCUCUGAAGUAUUCAAAACUUCAAGUUAAUGAACUUUCAUUGGCAUUAUUAUAGAAAGGUUGUCAUGGUUACUUGACAUUUUGUUACGAUUCAUACUUCACACGGCAUUGAAUUUUCAAUGAACAAUGAGCAUUCUUUUUUAUUUGACAUCAUCUUUUAGAUGAAAAUAUGAAAACGUUUUGUAAUUAGCUGAUAAAUUAUGUAAAUUCUCGAGAAGAUGGAAACCACAAAGCUCCAUCUACGUUGGGUUUUUUUAACAACAAUAAUAAUAAUUAUGAUAAAACUUAAAUAAAAAUGAGUACAAUGAAAUACAGAAGAUGGUUUACAAUGCUAUACAGUCAUGCCGAUACAUACUCCAGACCGAUCGAAGCUAUUUCGUCAGUUCGAAUGACAUCGGUCGGUUUGGAGUCUGUUUACUUGGUAAGACUGUCGCCUAAUAUGGCCAGAAUUCUCGAAAGUGAGUUAUCUUGACCCAUUGGCUAAAACGCGUCAUUAUAACGUCAUUGGCCCACGGAGGCUAAAUUUUGCAUGAGCCCGUGGGCGAAAUCGCGUCAUUUGACGUCACGAAUUUAGUUAUAGUUAGCCCAUGGGCCAAAUUUAGCUAAGUUAGCCAACCUUUGAGAAUUCGGGCCAUAGUGACUAUGAAAAACGGUUCCAUGACAUUUGCUCCGGCGACAAUUGAUCCGCUGUAAGUUCCGCACACUAACCAAAUUCAACCCUGGAUAUAACAAAAUGCCCUAUCCUAAACAUCACCCUACACCUAACCUAAAACCCUAUUGCAAGUCUACAACCCUAACCCUUAUCUUAAAGCCCGGGUCAAUCGUCGCCGGAGCAGAUGUCAUGUCACCAGGAAAAACACUUUAUCGUAUUCAUGAAUGUCGUCUUCAUCUUUCAUCGUCGUCAUCAUUAUCGUCUUCCUUGUCGACUUACUUUUGCCAUGACUAUAUUCUGACAAAGCACUGUAUAAAGGAAUGUAAAUUUAAUGUAAAUAACCAUUCAAUGUAUUCUAACAUCUUAUUGUUCGUACAAUUAUGAUAGUCGUUGAUUGUUACCAUUAUUCCAUAAUGACUCGCGUGAUUGAUUUGGUGUAUUUCAUGUAAUUUCGUAUUUUGUGACCGUCAUCUAUCUUAGUACAUAUUUAUCUUCAAUGUUGGCUACUUUUUGAUGUACACGUUAAUGAUGUUAUAAUAAGAUUUUACUUGUAAAUAGGCCUCUGUGAUUAACUUUAGUUGGAAAUUUAUUCUCCAAUACAACACCCAACUUCGGGGGGGGGGGGUAGGCCUAAUGAACAGAUAAGCUAUUAUAA